UGUCACGGGUACUAGAUAGGAAUCUAUAGCCUGGACAGCCACUUCUUCUGAUGUACUUUGAGGUGGUGGGGGAAUUCGUUACAAGCAGCUGAAGGAAUCAUGGAGUUUACUUUUUCGGUAUUUAUACUUCUGUUGGCAUCGCUGAGCCUUGUACUUGGGCAAGAUGCCGCUUUCUGGAAUAACCAGGCUCGAGAUUCUAUCCAGAAGGCCCUUGAACGGGAGCUCAACAUCGGGGAGGCUAAGAACAUCAUCUUCUUCUUGGGAGAUGGGAUGAGUGUACCUACGGUGACGGCAGCCCGUAUCAGACAAGGACAACUGAAGGGAGAGACCGGAGAGGAGAAUAUCUUGGCUUGGGAAACGUUUCCACAUGUUGGAUUGAUAAAGACGUACAACACGGAUGCCCAGGUGCCCGACUCUGCCGGUACCGCCACGGCCUUCUUCUCCGGUAUCAAGACUAAAUCAGGAGUUGUCGGCAUCGACGACCGUGUCGAGUAUGCCGAUUGCGAGAGCGGGGUGGGUGGCGAGGUCGACUCGGUUCUCGUUAAUGCCCAUAAUAUCGGGAAAGCAACGGGCGUCAUCAGUACAGCUCGCAUCACCCACGCCACGCCCGCUGCUACCUACGCACACGUAGCUAAGAGAGGUUGGGAGGUAGACACUGAGAUGAUCGAAGACGGAGAGGAUGGGAAAGGCUGCAAGGAUAUCGCUCUUCAACUCAUCGAAGACAACUCAUUUAUCAAGGUCAUCCUUGGGGGAGGAAGAAGGAUGUUUUAUAAUAACACUGAACUUGACCCGGAAGAUCCAAGCGACAGAGGUAACCGUACAGACGGGAGGAAUCUGAUCGAGGAGUGGCAAGAGGGCAAGGCCAACGCCUACUACGUUUGGAACAAGGAACAAUUUGACGCGAUUGACGAGGACACCACCGACUAUCUGUUUGGUCUCUUCGAAGAUUCCCAUAUGAGAUACGCCAGCGAAUCUGAGGAGGGUAAUGACCCUAGUUUGGCCAGCAUGACCGAGAAAGCUAUUAAGAUGCUACAAAAAGAAGAAAAGGGGUUCUUUCUCGCUGUCGAAGGUGGACGUAUAGACCACGCCCACCAUGCUGGUAACGCCUACAACGCACUUGGAGAUGCCAUAGCAAUGUCAGACGCCGUUGCUAUGGCCUUGGAGAUGACGAGUGAUAGCGAUACACUCAUCGUAGUAACUGCAGACCACGCCCACACCAUGAGUAUUGGUGGAUAUCCUGACAGAGGGAAUAAGAUUCUUGGAUUAGCUGGAUAUUUCGGGUCGGACGAUCUGCCCUUUACUACCUUGGGUUAUUUGAAUGGUCCUGGGGCCGAGGAGGUGCGUCAAAGUUACAGUGAUACUGGGAUGAGGCCCAAUCUAACUGAAAUAGACACAGAGGAUAAGGACUACUUACAACAGGCUAUCGUCCCACUCUCCUCCGAGAGCCACGGCGGUGACGAUGUCGCCAUCUACGCCACUGGACCUAUGGCCCAUCUCUUCCAUGGUGUCCAAGAACAGAGUUACAUUGCUCACGUGAUGCGCAACGCUGGUUGCUAUGACGAAACUGACACAAUGAACGCUUGCUUAAACUUAAACUCAGCAUCGAGUAAUAUCCCAAGCGCACUUCGUGUGUCACUAAUGGCCCUUUUAUCCGCCAUGAUCACUUAUUUCUUUUAAGUUUGUCGACACUAUCGUAACGCUUAAUCUUUAAAUCUUUGUGAUAUUCCUGCAAAUGAACCCUCGUGUGCACAACGGGCACUAGGAACCCUGCCAUUUUAUCUUCUAUUUUUUCUCUUAACAUAUUCUUCACCAACAUUUGAUUUAAUAGGCAUAUUAAAUAUUUUCAAAAAUUACGUCACAUUUGUCAGACUAUGAUAAUUUUCUGAUUCUAUAGUACUUAAUUCAUUCGUCCCUAUUUUAUAGAAAAAUCUGAAAUGUAUAAUUUAAUUGUAUAUUAUUUUAUACGACAACAAGUACAUAUAAAUGUACAUGAUAACAUCACUUUCUACGUUUAAUUUUUCUUAAAUUAAAGACACAGCUAGGCUACGUCUCUUUUCUCAAGUGUAUGAUAAUGAUGCAAUAGUUUUUAUGAUUAUCAUAUGCAAUGGUUUUAACAAGUAUAUAUCUGAGCAUGUAUAGGCCUUUUAAUACAUUUGGGUAAUAAAUAUUUUAUUAUAUUCCCUA
Strongylocentrotus purpuratus (purple sea urchin) is the source of this 2184-nucleotide messenger RNA. Its product is annotated as alkaline phosphatase. The coding region runs from base 100 to 1677 and encodes 525 amino acids. Lineage: Eukaryota; Metazoa; Echinodermata; Echinoidea; Camarodonta; Strongylocentrotidae. The record is from RefSeq and is a predicted model, not a curated record. The transcript is spliced from 9 exons. Gene Ontology annotation, biological process: dephosphorylation. Gene Ontology annotation, molecular function: alkaline phosphatase activity.